This is a messenger RNA of Thecamonas trahens ATCC 50062, 1800 nucleotides long. RefSeq lists its product as uncharacterized. The transcript has 2 exons. Lineage: Eukaryota; Apusomonadida; Apusomonadidae. Gene Ontology annotation, molecular function: protein binding. The coding region runs from base 1 to 1260 and encodes 419 amino acids. The record is from RefSeq and is a predicted model, not a curated record.
AUGGCGGCGAGUCGAGUGGCCGGUGGCGUGGCGCCUGUGCCACGCGCCGAGCGCCCGCCAGGGGCAAGCCUCCUUGCGCUGCCUGCAGAGGUUCUGGUUGUUGUGAUGGACGCGCUUCCGCUGCAGUCUGUCCUGGCGCUCCGUGCGACGUCGCGGCGACUGCACGAGGUAGUCCCGUUGGCGUCGCGGUGGUGGCGCGGCCCUGCGCUUGUCCUGGCGCCUGCCGCCGGUGCGGCCAGCCCGGCUUCCGUCGCCGCCGUCCUCGCCAACCGCCUUCCUGCCCGUCACCUCGAUGUACUGCGGCUAGCGCCAGCCAAGCAAGUCGCGCUUGGGCAUGCGCUGGAUGACGUUGGCGUAGUCCUUGGCCGGCUCCGUAAGCUGGCUGUGUGCGAGCCGGCCGCCGCCGCGUGGGCGGCUGCCCAAGGCUCCGUCCUCGACCUCCACGUCGCCCAGCUGGCGAUGAAGGCGGAGCGGAGGUGGGGAGACGAGCUGCUGAGUGACGCCACCCACUCGCUGGUGGUCUCGUCUGGACUGGCGCGGGCGACCAUGUACGGAUAUCCGCGGCUCGACGACUUGGUAGUGGCGGCGGGCAGUCUGGUGCGGCUCGAUUUGUCCGGUGUCAUCCUCGGCGUCGGGCUCGCCUCGGACCUCUGCCCGUCGUUCACCGUCCUGAAAAGUCUUACUCUCAACAUCGUGAGACUUACAGAACUUGUGGGGCUUGUGGUUCCGCGAACGCCGGCCCUCUCUGUCUUGCGCGUUGCCGGCAAGCUUGUGGCGUCACACAAAGACGACGACAUGGCGCUGAUCCUAGCGUGGGUGGCGGCCGAAGACGCCAAGUCCGGCGGGCAAGGACUGCGACAGCUAGAGGUCAACUCGAGCAAGCAUGUGAGCUGGAGCGCCGUUCGUGCGCUCAUGAUUGGCAUGCCCCAGCUUCGCGUCGUCGGCAUGCGGGAUGUCCACUCGACGAUGGACGGCAACGCGCGAUGCAUCGAGGUUGCUGAUAACAGCGAGCUUGCGAGCUUGGAUCUCUCGUUCAACAAGCUCCUCCAGCAUUGGCGACAGAACGUUGUGCUUGAAGGCUUGGUGCGACUCGACGUGUCGUACUGCUCGUUGCCGCGGGUGGCGCUGAUCAUGGUGCUCGAGGCGACGCCUGCGCUCGAAGCGCUCGAGGCGCGUGGCGAGUUUGCGGUCUCGGACUCGCUGGUCGACGAUCUGAGUGAUGUGUGGCAGAGCUCGCGGCUGCGUUUCCGCAAGUUGUAGUGAGGCUCGGGGGCAGCGGGGAGCGGAAGCAUUUAUCGUCUUGCUAGCACCGCUCGAAGAUCUUGUACAAGUUCUCUAGCGCAGCGAUCUGGAGAACGGUACCGUCGGUGGCAAAGCGCGACGGCGGGAAAACGAUGAGCGAAGCGCGGGGAAGAGGACGUGCUCGAUGGCCCAUGCUAGGGUCGCUUGCGAGCCGGGCAUGACGGCCUCGUCGAGGUGCUGCUCGGGCUUGAUGGCGUAGAGCUGCGCAAGGGCGGUGAGAAAGGUGGCAAAGCAGGGAAGCUCGGCCGACCAGUCGACACUGUUGCCGAGCUGGAGGAGGAAGGCCGGGACGGCCCACAUGGGCGGAAGAACCGAGGGGAGGAGCUGCGGAAGAGCGACGAGCGCGGCAGCGUCGGUGUCAAUGACGACGCCAAAGUACUCUUCGAGCAUCUCGGCCUUGGAAACGAGAAAGUCGGCGGUAGCAAGGGCGAGGACGUCCUUGGGCCCGUCGUCGGGCGACCAGCCUGAGGCGCGGUCGUCGAGGGCGAUAGUGACGAG